Messenger RNA from Marasmius oreades (fairy-ring Marasmius), 2061 nucleotides. RefSeq lists its product as uncharacterized. NCBI's taxonomy places the organism in Eukaryota, Fungi, Basidiomycota, Agaricomycetes, Agaricales, Marasmiaceae. Gene Ontology annotation, molecular function: histone binding; DNA binding; zinc ion binding. Gene Ontology annotation, cellular component: SWI/SNF complex. Gene Ontology annotation, biological process: positive regulation of DNA-templated transcription. The record is from RefSeq and is a predicted model, not a curated record. Bases 1 to 2061 code for a protein of 686 amino acids. The transcript has 2 exons.
AUGGACUCACCAAAACGAGCCGGGUCGCCUUCUGCAGGAGCAUCAGAUGCGAAAAGGCAAAGACUGUCUGCGGAAAAUGCAUCCCCAGUUGAUCCAGAAAAUGCGCCUGGAAAACGGAACGAACUCGAACCCAUACAAUCCAGUGAUAUCGCGAAUUUACCCUCAGAAGGCCAGCCAGAACCUCGACCAGAGCUAGGUGGACGCGUAAGGGUUCUCAAAGCAGAAGCAGGUGAUGAAGAUGACGGCGGGGAUGUCUCUAUGGGAGAUGGUGCCGACGACGAGGGUGAUUCGGGCGACGAGAACGAUGACGAAGAUCCAGCCCAGUUGGAAGCUACGCGUCUACGACUGGAAGAGCAGGCUCGCAAAUAUCUUGCUGCACAGACCCAUGAAAUAAUUAUUCCCUCGUAUUCGGCAUGGUUUGACAUGUCCAAAAUCCAUCCUAUAGAGAAACGCGCUCUACCCGAAUUUUUCAACUCCAGAAACAGGUCGAAAACCCCCGCAAUAUAUAAGGACUACCGCGACUUUAUGAUUAACACAUAUAGGCUGCGACCUGUAGAAUACCUUACGGUCACGGCUUGUAGACGAAAUUUAGCUGGUGACGUCUGUGCUAUAAUGCGUGUUCAUGCAUUCUUAGAACAAUGGGGGUUGAUCAACUAUCAAAUUGAUCCUGACCAAAGACCAGCAACACUUGCACCACCUUUCACAGGUCAUUUCCGUGUGAUUCUAGAUACCCCUCGCGGCUUACAAUCCCUCCAUCCCGGAACUCGUCCGUCCAAUCCUGGAGCUUCUGCUCUCAACGGCGCGCAACAAAAGCAAAAGACUGGUAUCAACUCACAAAAACCUGUUUCUGCUUCCCUUGAACUUCGCCAAAACAUCUAUCAAACCACCAACAAAUCCGCUCGUAAAAUCCCUUCGUCUGAAGCCAACGCCCUCGCCAACGGCGUAAAUGGUUCUAAUCCUGCCCACCUCCUGUACACCUGCGAUACUUGUGGUUCAGACUGCACGUCCGUACGCUAUCACUCCCUCAAAGAAAAGAAUUUCGAGUUGUGUGCACCAUGUUACCUUGACGGCCGUUUCCCCUCCACGAUGUUCAGUGGAGAUUUCGUCAAGCUGACUAACGCUGUUGUACACGGUACAACUGACGACGACUGGACAGAUCAAGAGCUUCUUUUACUGCUCGAGGGUGUUGAGAUGUAUGAUGAUGAUUGGGGUAAGGUCGAAGAGCAUGUAGGAACAAGAACGGCGCAGCAGUGCAUUCGAAAGUUCUUGGAACUCCCUAUAGAGGACCCGUAUCUGAACACGGAAGCUUCAAUGGGGCCUUUGCGGUUUGGACGUGUGCCGUUCGAACAAGCGGAUAACCCAGUGAUGAGUGUUGUUGCGUUUUUGGCUGGUGUGGUCGCCCCGGGUGUAGCGGCUGAGGCAGCAAAGACGGCACUUCAUGAGCUCACGUCCAAGGAGGAGUCUGAAGCAGACAAGAAAGAAGGGGCCGGCAAAGCGGAUGCAAUGGAUGAAGACGCAGGAUCCUCGAGUAAACAAGGGUCAGUUGCGCCAGGCAACAUGUCGGUUGAUCAACCGGUCGGCGAGAAGAAAUCUAGCGGGUCUUCCGCCAACGUUCCUCAUUCAAAGGUUGUCCGCGCUGCAGACCUCGCUCUAAGGUCCUCUGCAAAAGCAGCCCGGCAACUUGCUGAUGCUGAAGACGCCCAAAUUCGUAGCACGUUGGCAUCUCUCAUUAAGCUGACGUUGAAGAAGCUGGAAAUGAAGAUGUCGCAGUUUGAAGAACUGGAGGAAAUAUUAGAGGAAGAGCGGAAAGGUGUUGAAAGUGCUAGAUUAGCUCUUCAAGGCGAAAGACUUGGCCUGAAGAAGACAUUAGACUACGUCAAAGGGGAAAUCCUCAAGUACGGGUCUGGUGCGGCUAGCAACGGGGUGACCCAGGUCUUGAAUAACCCAGCCACGUUGGGUACGACUAGUCAAGGGCCACAGGCGUCCCAGGUAGAUAUAGGAGCCUCCAUGGAUGGCGGAAUGGGACCGAUUCAGGACGGCAGUAUGCUGCAACUCAGUUGA